This is a messenger RNA of Zea mays, 969 nucleotides long. RefSeq names its product dehydration-responsive element-binding protein 2E. Gene Ontology annotation, cellular component: nucleus. Gene Ontology annotation, biological process: positive regulation of DNA-templated transcription; response to stress. The record is from RefSeq and is a predicted model, not a curated record. Gene Ontology annotation, molecular function: transcription cis-regulatory region binding; DNA-binding transcription factor activity. The transcript has a single exon. NCBI's taxonomy places the organism in Eukaryota, Viridiplantae, Streptophyta, Magnoliopsida, Poales, Poaceae. The coding region runs from base 1 to 969 and encodes 322 amino acids.
AUGCAGAGCUACGGCCGCAAGCGCGCGUGGAAGAAGGGCCCGACGCGGGGGAAGGGCGGCCCGCAGAACGCGGCGUGCGAGUACCGCGGCGUGCGCCAGAGGACGUGGGGCAAGUGGGUGGCCGAGAUCCGAGAGCCCAACAAGCGCACCCGCCUCUGGCUCGGCUCCUUCGCCACCGCCGAGGAGGCCGCGCUCGCCUACGACGAGGCCGCGCGCAGGCUCUACGGCCCCGACGCCUUCCUCAACCUGCCGCACCUCCGCGCCUCCGCCGUAUCCUCCGCCGCCGCGCACCAGAGGCUCAGGUGGCUCUCUGCCUCUGCCAGGGGCGCCGCCGCCGUCCCGGCCUACGGCCUGCUCAACCUCAACGCGCAGCACAACGUGCGCGUCAUCCACCAGAGGCUGCAGGAGCUCAAGAAUAACGGCUCGCCAGCCAAGCCGCCGCCGUCGCCGUCGCUGCGCGUUUCUCCUUCUGCCCCGCACAAGCAGCUCGCCCCGGCCGAUCAUCUCCCUGCGGUGGCCACCACGUCUCCCUGCUCCAUCGUCGUCGUCACCCACGUGCACGCGGCUCCGGCCAUGUCCUGCUUCCACGCCCUGGAGCAGACGGUGGCCACGGUCGCCAUGAGGACGGUCGACGACGCCGAGCCGUGCGAGGGCGGCGCCUGCCCGCCCGCCGCGGACAAGCCUCAGAUCGACCUCAGGGAGUUCUUGCAACAGAUCGGCGUGCUCAACACCGACGACGACGGCAUCACGGCUACUGCUAAAGCCGCCUUUCACGCCGCCGGUGAUGCCGCCGUGUCUUGCUUCGUCAGCGGCAACGGCGACUUCGACUGGGACGUGCUGGCAGCGGACCUCAACGACAUCGCGGGAGCCCACGGCGGCGCCAACGGAGGGGUUCAGAUGGACGAUCUGCAUGAGCAUGCGGUCGACCAGUUCGGGACCUGCCUGCCCAUCCCUGUCUGGGACGUGUAG